CACCGACACCGCUCACACCUUCAGGUUGCUAGAGCUGGACUCCAGCAAGUGUCGCACAGAACAGGGGACACUGAACGCUUGCAGUUUGGCAAUAAAAGCAGGACUCCUUUGGACGGCACCUUGAAGUCUCACGUGUGGGUGGACACACUGCCUGGGACUUCUCAGUUGAGGACUCCAGAGUGCUAUUCCAGGGUCUUCCAGCAUUGCCUGAAUCUGGAUGUAGGUUUAUUGUAACAUGAGCAAAAAUGGUGCUCAGUCUGAAUGUUAUUCUGUUCCUAACUUUGCAUCUCUUGCCUGGAAUGAAAAGUUCAAUGGUAAAUUUGAUUAACAAUGGGUAUGACGGCAUUGUCAUUGCAAUUAACCCCAGUGUGCCAGAAGAUGAAAAACUCAUUGAAAACAUUAAGGAAAUGGUAACUGAAGCUUCUACUUACCUGUUUUAUGCCACCAAACGAAGAGUUUAUUUCAGGAAUGUGAGGAUUUUAAUUCCAAUGACCUGGAAAUCAAAAUCUGAGUACUUCAUACCAAAACAAGAAUCAUAUGACCAGGCAGAUGUCAUAGUUGCUAAUCCUUAUCUAAAAUAUGGAGAUGAUCCCUAUACACUUCAAUAUGGAAGGUGUGGAGAAAAAGGAAAAUAUAUACAUUUUACUCCAAACUUCUUGUUGACUGAUAAUUUCCACAUCUAUGGGUCCCGAGGUAGAAUAUUUGUCCAUGAGUGGGCCCAUCUCCGCUGGGGAGUAUUUGAUGAGUAUAAUGUGGACCGGCCAUUCUAUAUUUCCAGAAAGAACACUAUUGAAGCAACAAGAUGUUCAACUCAUAUUACUGGUACUAAUGUGGUUUUCAAGAAGUGCCAGGGAGGCAGCUGUAUAACAAAGCCAUGCAGACGUGACUCACAGACAGGGCUGUACGAAGCAAAAUGUACAUUCAUCCCAGAAAAAUCCCAGACUGCAAAGGAAUCCAUUAUGUUUAUACAAAGUCUCCAUUCUGUGACCGAAUUUUGUACAGAAAAAACACACAAUACGGAAGCUCCAAACCUACAAAACAAAAUGUGCAAUGGCAAAAGUACAUGGGAUGUAAUCACGAACUCUGUUGACUUUCAGAAUACAUCUCCCAUGACAGAAAGGAAUCCACCGACUCGUCCUACAUUUUCAUUGCUCAGGUCCAAACAGCGGGUAGUCUGUUUGGUACUUGAUAAAUCUGGAAGCAUGUCUUUAGAAGACCGUCUCAUUCGAAUGAAUCAAGCAGCAGAACUAUACUUGAUUCAAGUUAUUGAAAAGGGAUCUUUAGUUGGGAUGGUUACAUUUGACAGUGUUGCUAAAAUCCAAAAUCAUCUAACAAGAAUAACUGAUGAUAAUGUUUACCAAAAGAUCACUGCAAAUCUGCCUCAAGAAGCUAAUGGUGGAACUUCAAUUUGUAGGGGGCUCAAAGCAGGAUUCCAGGCAAUUAUCCACAGUAACGAGAGUACUUCUGGUUCUGAAAUCAUACUAUUAACUGAUGGGGAAGAUAAGGAAAUUAAUUUAUGCUUUGAGGAUGUAAAACAAAGUGGUGCAAUCAUCCACACCAUUGCUCUGGGACCUUCUGCUGCCAAAGAACUGGAGACACUGUCAAAUAUGACAGGAGGAUAUCGUUUUUUUGCCAAUAAAGACAUAAAUGGCCUUACUAAUGCUUUCAGUAGAAUUUCAUCUAGAAGUGGAAGCAUCACUCAGCAGGCUAUUCAGUUGGAGAGCAAAGCCUUGAACAUUACAGGAAGGAAAAGAGUAAAUGGCACAGUGCCCGUAGACAGUACAAUUGGAAAUGACACUUUCUUUGUUGUCACAUGGACAAUAAAAAAACCAGAAAUUGUUCUCCAAGAUCCAAAAGGAAAGAAAUAUAAAACCUCAGAUUUCAAAGAAGAUAAGUUAAAUAUUCGGUCUGCUCGUCUGCGAAUACCUGGUAUUGCAGAGACAGGUACUUGGACUUACAGCCUUCUAAAUAAUCAUGUCAGCUUUCAAAUGCUAACAGUGACAGUGACCACUCGAGCAAGAAGUCCUACUACACCCCCAGUAACUGCAACAGCUCACAUGAGUCAACAUACAGCCCAUUACCCUAGCCCAGUGAUUGUUUAUGCACAAGUCAGUCAAGGGUUUUUGCCUGUACUGGGAAUCAGUGUAAUAGCCAUUAUAGAAACCGAAGAUGGACGUCAAGUAACAUUGGAGCUCUGGGACAAUGGUGCAGGUGCUGAUACUGUCAAGAAUGAUGGCAUCUACUCAAGAUAUUUUACAGAUUACUAUGGAAAUGGUAGAUACAGUUUAAAAGUACAUGCACGGGGAAGAGACAACACGGCUAGGCUAAAUUUAAGACAACCACAAAACAAAGCUCUGUAUGUUCCAGGCUACAUUGAAAAUGGUAAAAUUAUACUGAACCCACCCAGACCUGAAGUCAGAGAUGACCUGGCAAAAGCUAAAAUAGAAGACUUUAGCAGACUAACCUAUGGAGAGUCAUUUACUGUAUCAGGAGCUCUUCCUGGUAAUCACCCUUCUGUGCUCCCACCCAAUAAAAUUACAGAUCUUGAGGCUAAAUUCAAAGAAGAUUAUAUUCAACUUUCAUGGACAGCCCCUGGCAAUGUCCUAGAUAAAGGAAAAGCCAACAGCUACGUUAUAAGAAUAAGUAAGAGUUUCAUGGAUCUCCAAGAAGAUUUUGACAAUGCGACUUUAGUGAAUACUUCUAAUCUAAUACCUAAGGAGGCCGGCUCAAAAGAAAAUUUUGAAUUUAAGCCAGAACAUUUUAGAGUAGAAAAUGGCACCAAAUUCUAUGUUGCAGUCCAAGCCAUCAAUGAAGCCAAUCUCAUCUCAGAGGUUUCUCACAUUGUACAAGCAAUCAAGUUUAUUCCUCUACCAGAAGACAGUGUCCAUGCUCUGGGUACCAAGAUUUCUGCAAUCAGUUUGGCAAUUUUUGGAUUACCAAUGAUUUUCUCUAUAUUUUAAACUAGGAAUUGUGUCAGCACUGAUAACCAAUGUUAUACAUAGUUGGUACACAUUUAUUUAGGAUUUAAUUUGCUAUUUUCUUGUUGUUCAGUUGCUACAUUGUGUCCAACUCUUAGUGACCCCAGGACUGCAGCAUGCCAGGUUUCCCUGUCCAUCACCAACUCCCAGGGCUUGCUCAAAUUCAUGUUCAUUUGAGUCAGUAAUGCUAUCUAACUGUCUCAUCCUCUGCUGUCCUCUUCUCCUUUUACCUUCAAUCUUUCCCAGCAUUGGGAUCUUUUUCAAUGAAUCGGCUCUUGGCAUUAGGUGGACAAAAUAUUUGAGUUUUCAGCAACAGUUCUUCAAAUGAAUAUCCAGGGUUGAUUUUUCUUUAGGAUUGACUGGUUUGAUCUUAGAGUCCAAGGGACACUCUAGUGUCUUCUCCAGCACCACAGUUCGAAAGAAUCAGUACUUUGGUAUUCAGCCUUCUUUAUAGCCCAAUGCUCACAUCUAUGCAUGACUACUGGAAAAACCAUAGCUUUGACUAAAUGUAUCUUUACUGGCAAA
This is a messenger RNA of Capra hircus (goat), 3503 nucleotides long. Its product is annotated as epithelial chloride channel protein-like. The transcript is spliced from 16 exons. The coding region runs from base 246 to 2960 and encodes 904 amino acids. Gene Ontology annotation, biological process: chloride transport. Lineage: Eukaryota; Metazoa; Chordata; Mammalia; Artiodactyla; Bovidae. The record is from RefSeq and is a predicted model, not a curated record. Gene Ontology annotation, molecular function: intracellularly calcium-gated chloride channel activity.